AUGUCAGCUGUGGGUGAAUUUGAAUCGAUUUUGAAAGAGUUGCUGACUCUAAAGGCCCCAGGCGUGUCAGGUACUCGUAUCAAGAAAUUGACCGACAUCGCGGUUAAAAACGUAUCUGAAGAGUCUAAAAUCGUCCCCGCAUUAUACGCAAGCUGUAAAGCUACUCCCUCGUCGCACAAGUUGGGAGCUUUGUAUGUUGUUGACUCCAUCGUCAGGGUUUACAUGGAUGAGGCAAAAAAGAGAAACGAAGUCAUCAACGCACAAGCUCCCGAGGGAACUUUUGCGGCAGGCGUUUUUAAGAUCAGCGAGUUAGUUGAAUCUCUUAUUGACGACGCCAUGGAAUUGCUGAUUAUCCCAUCAACUAACAUAAAAAUCGGGAAGUUGGUGGAUAUCUGGGAGCGUGCCCAGACCUUCAGCCCUGAAACGAUAAAGAAAAUUAGAGAUAAACACUUUCGCUCAACUACUCCUCCUGGAACUCCGCCAGGAAAAAAGGCAGAUCUCGCAUCUGCUUCUGUAUCUUCUGGGGCUGAUGCUCCAAAGCCAACCUCGGAUUCAGGAAGUAUUCUUCUGGCUCUUGCUUCUUUGGCAAAGUCCAAUGAUACCCCUACUCCACCAGCGGCUGCAUCUCCUGCUCCCCAGAAAGAUGCUGCAGCAAACAAUGCGACGAAUAUUUUGUCACAGUUAUCAGUAUUAGCGGGUGGUUCGUCCGGUUCUGCUGUAGCGCUGCCUUCCCCUCCUACACUGCAAACACAACCUCAACAGAAUCAACCAAAUAAAGAGUAUAUUUUCAACAUGUUGCAGCAAAUGCAGGGAAACAAUGGUCAAAAUGGUCCGCCUGCGCCUAACAUGCCUCAAAUGCCUCAAAUGCCACAAGGUAUGCCACAGGGAAUGCCACAGGGUAUGUCUCAAGGUAUGCCACAGGGUAUGCCUCAAGGUAUGCCUCAAAUCCCACAAAUGCAUCAAAUGCAAGGUAUGCAAGGAAUGCAAGGUAUGCCAGGUAUGCAAGGUAUGCAAGGAAUGCAAGGAAUGCAAGGUAUGCCAGGCAUGCCAGGUAUGCAAGGUAUGCAGGGUAUGCAUCCACAACGUGGUGGAUACAAUAACGGCCCAGGCAACUUUAACGACAGAAGAGGUCGUGAUGAUGUUGGUGGUUACUCUAGAAGAAACCGCUCUAGAUCUCCUUCAGGUCGCCAUGGCAGAGGCCAUGACAAUUAUGGUUCGCCUCACGAAGAGAAAAAGUCAUUGUCUCAAGGAUAUAACGCUAGCGAGGGUGAAAUGAAUGUCCCUGGGGCACCUCAUUUCCGUCCUCGUAAUGUUGGUUUCGAUAGCACAUUGCCUCAAGGCUCUUUCAAAGUCAUGUCAAGAACAUUGUUUAUCGGUGGUGUUCCACGCGGCAUGGAUGAAAAGCAACUUGCAUCUCACUUAAGACCUUACGCAGAAGUGCAAUCAGUUAUUUUGAAUAGUGAAAGGAAACACGCUUUCGUUAAAGUUUACUCGAGAAAGGAAGCCGAACAAGUUAUCCAGUCAUUCAACAAAGAUGGUGCUUUGCCAUUGAGAACGAGAUGGGGUGUCGGUUUUGGCCCAAGAGACUGUUGCAACUACCAACACGGUGUUUCCAUUGUUCCUAUACAACGUUUGACAGAUGCCGACAGAGCAUGGGUCGUCCAGGCACAAUGGGGUGGUACUGGAGGACAACCAUUACAAAGUGGAUUAGUUAUUGACGAGCCCGAUAUCGAAAUUGGAACCGGUAUUUCGUCAAAGGCAAUGUCUAAGAAGAUGCCAACCAACUCAGCCAGAAAUGGACCAAAGUCAAACAGACCAGGAGAGCCAGAUGAACAGUUUGUCAAGGCCACCAUGGCUAGUGGACAGCAAGAUUUCUUAGCUUAUGGCCAAGGUGCUGCCAAUCCAUUAAGUGGUUUGUUCAACAACAGUAAUAAUAACAAUAACAACAAUGCUCCUCCACCACAAGGAUACCCAGGACAAAUGCCACAAAACAAUUCACUUCCGAACUUCCCUCCAAACUAUGGAGGUCAAAAUGGCAACUUGAGUGCCCAAUUGGCGAACUUUUUCCUGAAUGGCCAGCAACGCUAA
Clavispora lusitaniae ATCC 42720 is the source of this 2088-nucleotide messenger RNA. Its product is annotated as Nrd1 complex RNA-binding subunit. The record is from RefSeq and is a predicted model, not a curated record. Gene Ontology annotation, molecular function: DNA-binding transcription factor activity, RNA polymerase II-specific; RNA polymerase II cis-regulatory region sequence-specific DNA binding; RNA binding. Gene Ontology annotation, biological process: regulation of transcription by RNA polymerase II. Lineage: Eukaryota; Fungi; Ascomycota; Pichiomycetes; Serinales; Metschnikowiaceae. Gene Ontology annotation, cellular component: chromatin.